CUAACAUACAUCGCACUGACGGCAACGCUGCGACCAGCUGCGACUCGUAAAAAAAGUUACUCGCAAAAUAAACGUCAUUAUUCACGCAUAUUUUUAUUUAUUUUGAAAUAAUUUAGGCACUAAAAUCAGUAUUGACGUAGACAACUGCUUGAAAAUUUUAUUUUGGUGUAGUUAAAUUAAAGCAUCAGGUACAUGGACUGUAUUUUGCAAACUAAGAAUAAUGCAACCACAGUUGACAACAACUCCUCGCAAAUUACCAGUAUUUGUCUUCCCACAGAGCAUUACAUUUUAUUUGGAUGACCAGUCAACACACAAACAAGUUUUAACCCUAUAUAAUCCAUAUGAUUUUCCAGUUAAAUUUAAAGUGCUAUGUACUGCUCCAAACAAAUACAAAGUUGUAGACCCAGAGGGUACAAUAAAAGCAAGAUGUUGUGUAGAUAUAGUAGUAAGACAUACUGCACUUUUAAUAGCAAAUUGCAAUGCAACAGACAAGUUCAGGAUACAAAUGCAAGAACACCCAUCAAAACAGGUCAUGGGUAAAAGAGAUGUCGAAGCAAGGCUACUUAACGGAACUAGUGAAACUACAGGAAGAGCAACACCAGACCAUGAAAUGUUUCAACAACUUCCGACUAAUGAAAACAGACAACAACAGUCGUACACACUCUUAGCUCAAAAUAGGGCAGUCGAUAAACCCACGUCCAAGAUAUUUCUAAACGCGCCCAACGUACAAUACCAUUUGUUUAAAGGACCCAUGCGAAAAAAAAGCGUACAUAUGUUACUCCACUCAAACUCCCAAGAUGCCCAAUACAUUAUUGUGGACAAAGAAGGAACAAAUUACGUAGCUCUUAUAGCAGGUAUCAUUUGUAUAGUUGCUCUACUUUUGCCUACUGAAGGAGAGCGCAAUCACAGAGUACCAGAUUACCUGCAUCUUUCCAUAAACUUCAAACUUAUAUUUUCCUUCGUCUUAGGUAUGGUUACAAUCAUUGUCUUAAGGUUGUGAAUUUAUGGUGCAUCAGGAGACAAGUUUUCUACACUCAAUUAAAACCAUGAAAGGAAUGCACAAUUAAUGUAAGGUCAUUUUACUUUCCUUUUUAAAUUCCGUCUUUCUUUUGUUAUCAAGUAUACCUGACACUAGUCUGUAAACAUUAAGUAUCUGGCAACACGAUCAAGGAUGACACAAUUUAUUUAUUUGUAGUAUCAAAGUAAAGACUCUGGUACCUUACUCAUAUUAGUGUUAUUCGAUAUCGCAUGAUUUACAUACAAUGGAGUAUCUACACAUCCUAUAAUUGUAAAUUCUAUACGGUUUGUAAGUAGUGCUGAAAAAUCUUUUUUAUAUUUUCGACAAAAGAAAAAAAAACUUCCAUGAUAAUCUUAAUAUUAGUUAUGUGGGAUUGGUAAUAGCUCACUUGAGAAUUUAAAAAAUAAUUGUCAUAGAUUAAAUUAUUCAUGGACAUGUAUCACGAUGAAACGACAUUUCUCGUAGAUAAUUUAUAUCGUUAUUAAUAACGACAAGUCAUAUUUCCAAUGUAAAAUGUUAAAACAUUAUGAUCUUGUGUGUGAACAGAUGGGUGUCUUCCCACGUGAAAUUUGAGAUAAAAUAGUAGUGAAAGUAAAAGAUUUAAUUUUCAUUAUAUUGGGCACAGCUGUGCAAAUGCAGCGAUUAAAGUUUUCGAACCACUGAGAUUCUUUGUUUUAUAGUUAAUAAAUGAAAGGCUACCUUUUCAUAUCAUAAUAUUAAUAAGUUAUCGUAUCAAAUACGAUUUUUAACUCUUGUCUGAAUGAAGUCUAUAAAUGAUGUAACUCUAGAGUUCUUGCUUCAAUACCGUACGUAGCAGUUGUGCCUAAGAAAUUGUUAGUCAAAUCUGUUAGUUAAGAAAUAUAAUUUCUCAGUUAGGAAAUUUUUAGUCAUUUUCUCUGACGUUAAUGGUUCACCUUGAUACUUACAUGACAAAUUAUGCAGCUGGUAUUUAAGUGAAUCCCACCCAUCUUUUGGUACGGCCUAUUUUAUGUGUAUAUGUAUUAUUUAUUGUGUAAUAAAUAUUUAUACUGCCAUAUAUUAAAGUAAUGAAACUACUGAAGUUUUAGAAACAUGUAGCAUCUAGCAUAGUGAAAUAAAAACACUGGAAAGGUUU
Messenger RNA from Cephus cinctus (wheat stem sawfly), 2132 nucleotides. RefSeq names its product motile sperm domain-containing protein 1. Gene Ontology annotation, cellular component: cytoplasm. The record is from RefSeq and is a predicted model, not a curated record. The transcript has 7 exons. Bases 221 to 1000 code for a protein of 259 amino acids. Lineage: Eukaryota; Metazoa; Arthropoda; Insecta; Hymenoptera; Cephidae.